Molecule: messenger RNA, 631 nt
Organism: Rhipicephalus sanguineus (brown dog tick)
Lineage: Eukaryota; Metazoa; Arthropoda; Arachnida; Ixodida; Ixodidae
Exons: 5
Coding region: 82-621 (179 amino acids)
Biological process (GO): symbiont-mediated perturbation of host defenses
Molecular function (GO): amine binding
Source: RefSeq, a predicted model, not a curated record
AGGCCGCGAGCCCGCGAGGGUUUCAGUGUCGCAUCUCGCCUUUGCUGUCGAAAACUCGCCGUUCAGUGUCGUUUUGUCAACAUGGGCUGGCUGGACGUCGGAGCUUGUAUGGCGCUUGCCGCUCUAGUCACCGGAAGCAUUGUCACGCAUCCUCCUCCUCUCGAGCCAACCGACGCAUUUAGGAUGAUCGGCGCGUUUCCCCGUGUAGUGGCCAUAUCCUCCUCCAACAACGACACUUCGUUCAAGUGCCUGGCUGCGACAAGAACUCAUUUCGACUUGGAAGCAAAGAGGGCUGUCUACGUGUGGCACUUAGGAGGAAGCCGAGCAGCCACGGCUAAGAGGAACGUUACAUUCGACAUCGAAGCAGGAAAUGCGCCUGACCAGACAACUUACUUUGUAGACAACGACCGGACUCUCCCGUUCACGGCCUACUACAACUACACUGACUACGAUAAUUGCAUGGUCACCAUAGUUCCUUACAACAACCACAGCCAUUGUUUACUCUGGGUCAAACCUGCGGUUGCGCACGCUGUACCUAGGCACUGUUUGGACCACUAUGAAGAGACGUGCGAUGUUCGGGUACCACAGUAUGACAAUGACCUGUGCGGCCACCAGGAAUGAUGAGACAUGU